Molecule: messenger RNA, 3533 nt
Organism: Populus nigra (black poplar)
Lineage: Eukaryota; Viridiplantae; Streptophyta; Magnoliopsida; Malpighiales; Salicaceae
Product: receptor-like protein 9DC3
Exons: 2
Coding region: 26-3190 (1054 amino acids)
Molecular function (GO): protein binding
Source: RefSeq, a predicted model, not a curated record
AUUGGUUUGUGUAUAAAUAGUACCAAUGCAAAUCUUUAUUUCUCAUCUUUCGUUCAACACUCCAAAUAUACUUUCGAAUCCUGUAAGGCCAGCCAACAUGGGGUUUUCACCACUGUCCCUCUCUCAAUUUCUCUUUUCCAUUCUGUUUCUCUUCCAUUUUCACACAACAAUUUCUUCAUCAAAUUACUCCUCUUCAUCUCAUUUCUGUGCUCCUGACCAAAGUCUUUCUUUGCUCCAAUUCAAAGAGUCCUUUUCCAUUACUAGCUCUGCUUCAGGGCGUUGCCAGCAUCCCAAGACAGAGUCGUGGAAAGAGGGUACCGACUGCUGCUUGUGGGAUGGGGUCACUUGUGACAUGAAAACCGGGCAAGUCACUGCACUGGACCUCUCUUGCAGCAUGCUUUAUGGCACCCUCCAUCCCAAUAGCACCCUCUUCUCCCUGCAUCAUCUUCAAAAGCUCGACCUCUCUGACAAUGAUUUCCAAAGCUCCCAUAUUUCUUCUUCAUUUGGCCAGUUCUCCAAUCUGACAGAUCUUAACCUAAAUUACUCAGUCUUUGCAGGUCAAGUUCCGUCGGAAAUCUCUCAGCUCUCCAAAUUGGUUUCACUUGAUCUCUCUGGAGACUUAAACGGCUAUCUGAGUCUAGAACCAAUUUCUUUUGACAAGCUUGUUCGAAAUCUAACCCAGCUUAGAGAACUCGAUCUGAGUUCAGUAGACAUGUCAUUGGUUACACCCAAUGCCUUGAUGAAUCUGUCUUCUUCUUUGUCAUCACUCAUACUCCGUUCCUGUGGAUUGCAAGGAGAAUUCCCAUCCUCAAUGAGAAAGUUUAAGCACCUCCAGCAGUUGGAUCUUGCAGAUAACAAUCUUAAAGGUCCAAUUCCAUAUGAUUUUGAGCAACUCACUGAGUUGGUUUCACUUGCUCUCUCUGGAAAUGAAAACGACUAUCUAAGUCUAGAACCAAUUUCUUUUGACAAGCUUGUUCAAAAUCUAACCCAGCUUAGAAAACUCUAUCUGAGUUGGGUGAACAUGUCAUUGGUUGAACCCAAUUCCUUGAUGAAUAUGUCUUCUUCUUGGUCAUCACUCGUAUUCUAUUCCUGUGGAUUGCAAGGAAAAUUCCCAUCCUCAAUGAGAAAAUUUAAGCACCUCCAGCAGUUGGAUCUUAGAUACAACAAUUUUACAGGUUCAAUUCCAUAUGAUCUUGGGCAACUCACUGAGUUGGUUUCAAUUGAUCUCUCUUACAAUGACUAUUUGAGUGUAGAACCAAGUUCUUUUGGCAAGAUUAUUCAAAACCUAACCAAGCUAAGAGAACUCCAUUUGGGUUAUGUAAAUAUGCCUUUGGUCACACCUAAUUCCUUGGCGAAUCUGUCCUCAUCCUUGUCAGUUCUUGCCCUUUGGGGUUGUGGAUUGAAAGGGAAGUUCCCAGGUAACAUCUUUCUCCUACCAAACCUUCAAUCACUUGACUUGACAUACAACGACGAACUCACUGGCUCUUUUCCUUCAUCCAAUGUGAGUAAUGUCCUCCGGUUAUUGGGUCUUACUCAUACGAGAAUUUCAGUUUCUUUAGAAAAUGACUUCUUCAUAAAUCUAAAGUUGUUGGAAGUUCUGGUACUCAGAGAAUGUAAUAUCAUAAAGUCAAAUCUAACCCUGAUUGGUCAUCUCACGCAGCUCACUCGUUUAGACCUUGCAGGUAACCAUUUCAGCGGUCAGAUUCCAUCAUCACUUAGAAACCUUGUGGACCUUCAUUCCUUAUAUCUCGAUAACUGUAAUUUUUCAGGUAGGAUUCCAGAUUUUUUAGGUAACCUGACCCUCCUUGAAAAUUUAGGUUUAUCUAGCAAUCAACUUGUAGGACCUAUCCCUUCUCAAAUAAGUACUCGUUCAUUGAAAUUGUUUAAUUUGGGAAACAACCACUUGCACGGUCCAAUCCCAAGUUCAAUUUUCAAACAAGAGAACCUGGAAGCCCUUGCUCUUGCAUCCAAUAAUAAAUUAACAGGUGAAAUUUCUUCUUCUAUUUGCAAGCUUAAAUUCCUUCGACUCCUUGAUUUAUCCAACAACAAUUUGAGUGGUUUUAUACCACAAUGUUUAGGGAACUUUAGCAACUCUCUCUCAAUUUUGAAUCUUGGCAUGAAUAAUCUUCAAGGCACUAUCUUUUCACCAUUUUCAAAAGGGAAUAACUUGGGAUAUCUCAACCUAAAUGGCAAUGAAUUGGAAGGGAAAAUACCAUUGUCUAUCAUCAACUGUACAAUGCUGGAAAUUCUUGAUCUUGGCAACAAUAAGAUUGAGGAUACAUUCCCCUAUUUCCUUGAAAUGCUUCCAGAGCUGCAUGUUCUUGUCCUAAAGUCCAAUAAGCUCCAGGGUUUUGUGAAUGGUCCGAUUGCUAAUAAUUCCUUCUCCAAAUUACGGAUUUUCGAUAUCUCCAGCAAUAAUUUGAGUGGAUCAUUGCCAACAGGGUAUUUCAAUAGUCUUGAAGCAAUGAUGAUCUCUGAUCAAAAUUCAUUUUACAUGAUGGCAAGAAAUUACUCUGACUAUGCCUAUUCCAUAAAAGUGACAUGGAAAGGGUUUGAUAUUGAGUUCGCGAGAAUCCAAAGCGCUCUUAGAAUACUUGAUUUUUCAAACAACAAUUUCAUCGGAGAGAUUUCAAAGGUGAUCGGAAAGCUUAAAGCACUUCAACAACUCAACCUCUCUCAUAAUUCCCUUACAGGCCAUAUUCAAUCAUCAUUAGGAAUGUUGACCUAUCUGGAAUCAUUAGAUCUGUCUUCGAAUUUGCUUACUGGAAGGAUUCCGGUACAGUUGGCAGAUCUAACAUUUCUUGGAGUCUUAAACCUUUCACAUAACCAUCUUGAGGGGCCCAUGCCCAUUGGAAAGCAGUUCAACACGUUUAAUGCAAGCUCAUUUGAAGGAAACUUGGGUUUAUGUGGAUUUCCAAUGCCAAAAGAAUGCAAUAGUGACGAGGCACCACCAUCGCAGCCGUCAAACUUUCACGACGGAGAUGAUUCAAAAUUCUUUGGAGAAGGAUUUGGAUGGAAAGCUGUGGCAAUAGGGUAUGGAUGUGGGUUUGUGUUUGGAGUCACAAUGGGAUACGUUGUGUUUAGAACAAGAAAACCAGCAUGGUUUCUGAAAGUGGUUGAAGAUCAAUGGAAUCUGAAGGCAAGAAGAACGAAGAAGAAUGCUCGUAGAAAUGGUGCAAGAAGAAACUAAACAACGCAGCUAGUAACAUGAAUGAAGUUUCGAAUAAACAUCCUCGCUACCUUAUGAGAUACCAAGCAGAGUUGACAUGAGAAGAACGCUAGAGUGGCAGAUUCAGAGAACUGGAUUCUUCUUUCGUACUUCUUCUGUUUUCCUUCAUGGUUGUGUUUUACUUUAUUUUAUUUUCAUUAGUUUUAUUCGAUACAUGGAAUAUUUUCGAGUCACUUAAUAUGCGUGUUUUUAUUUAUUUAUUUUUAUGGUUAGUUUUGAUGCAAGGUUUGGGUGUUACAUCUAUAAAAAAAGAACCAAUGCAUGCAGCAGUUAAUGUCGAAUAGAAAAUCCAGCUUGAUUUUAA